Messenger RNA from Oxyura jamaicensis (ruddy duck), 1913 nucleotides. RefSeq names its product plasmalemma vesicle associated protein (gene PLVAP). The coding region runs from base 81 to 1913 and encodes 610 amino acids. Gene Ontology annotation, biological process: positive regulation of cellular extravasation; regulation of vascular permeability. Lineage: Eukaryota; Metazoa; Chordata; Aves; Anseriformes; Anatidae. The transcript has 7 exons. The record is from RefSeq and is a predicted model, not a curated record. Gene Ontology annotation, cellular component: caveola.
CCGGGGGAGCAAGCUCCACCCCGGCGCGGCCCCAUUGAAAGGGGCUGCCGUGGGGUGGGGUGAGCAGAGCAGGGGGGAGCAUGGAGAAGAGCAGCUACGCCAUGGCCAAGUUCGGCUUGGAGGCCAAGGAGGCGAUGCCCAAGCGGGACUGCGGCUUCUACAUGAAGUACGUCUUCCUCUUCACGUCCCUCAUCCAGUUCCUCAUCAUCCUGGGGCUGGUGCUCUUCAUGGUGUACGGCAACGCGCACGCGGGCACCGACACGCACCUCCGGCUGCUGGAGGAGCAGAUGCAGGAACGCUACAACAGGAUCAUCACCCUCAGCGGGAGGAACGCCAACCUGACCCGCACCCUCAACAACACCCUGAAGGAGAAGCAGGGGCUGCAGGGCACGCUGCAGAAGGUGCAGCGCGAGCUGGACAAGUGCAACAGCAGCCAGCUCCCCAACACCACCCCCAAGCUGCAGGAAAUGAUGAGGAUCAUGAUCUACCAGAAGAUGAUGCUGGAGGAUUCCCACAUGACCAUCAACCUCAUCAACGCCAACUGCAGCGCCGAAAAGGCGCAGCUGCGGAGCCAGCUGGACCAGACGGCCCUGGCGAGGAAGGAGCUGGAGGACAACUGCGCCAAGGCCAGCACGGCGCUGGCCAAGGCCAGCCAGGAGCGCGAGGGCUGCCAGCAGGAGCUGCUCAGCACCCAGACCCUGUGCGACUCCACCAAGUCCCACCUGGAGCUGCUGAAGCGCGAGUGCAGCAUCCUGCGGCCGGACAUCAGCAUCUCCCUCCAGCGCAUCAGGGAGACGAUCGGCCCCUACAGCUGCAGCUCGGCGCACGAGGAGCUCCGGAGGCUGACGCAGCGCACCGAGGGGCUCUUCCUCCAGCAGCAGGAGCGCGAGACCAUGUACCGGGAGAAGAGCGCCUGCGACGUGAACCUGCUGCAGUGCCGCUUCAACUGCUCCCGGGAGAAGCAGGAGCUGGAGAAGCGGCUGCAGGAGGCCGACAAGCAGCUGAAGGGCGGCCAGGAGGAGAAGAAGAAGCUGCUGGCGGAGAAGGAGCAGCUCAGCAAGGAGCUGGGGGAGAAGAGCAAAGCCGCCAUGCAAGCCAACUACCUGAAGCAGCGGCUCAGCAUCUGCGAGGGCUCCAAGCAGAUGGACACCUUCGACCUCACGGGCUCGUGGGUGCCGGGGACCCUGGGGGGGCAGCGUGCGGCCGGGGCCCUUCGUCAACCCCAGCUCCUACGCGGAUGCUCUGAGGAACCCGGGCAUCUUCGGCAGCGCGGGCAAAAUCAGCAUGGAGGAGAUGCAGCGGUUGGUGCAGAAGAUGAUGGAGCAGUACAUGGCCACGCUGAGGAACCCCAGCGGCUAGCGGCCAAGCAGCGCAGGGUGAGCCGCAGCGAGGGGCUCGAGGACAGGAGCAGGAGAAGCCUGGAGCGGCAUUUCCCACAGCACCGAUGGAAAACUCCAACCGGGAGCGAGCGGGGACCGGGGCCGCAUCCCCCCCCCACUCUCCCCUUCCCCACCAGCCCCAAGGCCCCCCCCCCCCCCCCGCCCGGCGCGGUCGGCAGCUGUAAAUACAGGCAGCGCUCAGCACCGCUCAGCACCGCCACGGCUCGCCAUGAGUGCUGCGAUGCCCGAGGGGGGGGAGAGCUGGAAGAGGGGGCGCAAAGGCCAGGGCCGGGGGGAGGGGGGGGGCGUGAGAGGGGGGAGAGCAGGAACAUCCCGUCCCCGCCGCAGAUGGGCAGCCUGGCGGAGGAAACGGCAGCCAGGAAGAGCGCGGUCGGGAGGCGGGGGGGCUGUUCCCAGAAGGGGCCGAGCGGCGGCCAAGGCUGCCCCGAAAUGAUGGGGAUGGGAGGGAUGGGAGCGCGAGGGGUGGGGGCGCGAGGGGUGGGGGCGCGAGGGAAUGAGGACCCCCAGCUUUAG